AUGUCGGAUAAAGCAAGCUGCUCUGGGGCGUUGGAUGUUAGAGCCCUCAAUUUUGUGGAUGAUAAUGCCAAAGAUGGAGAAAAGCAACAAGAAAUGGUUCAUGAGAAGGCUAUGAUAUUUAGAAUUGAGAAGGAGGUGUUUGGUUUGGAUCGUCAAACCUUUGUCUUGAUUGAAGAUAUUACACAGUUUGCAGCCAUGGAUGAAAUUGGGGCUACUAUGGUUGCUGUAUACAUGAGGUGCCUAUUUGAUGUUUUGAAAAUAGCAAAUAUGGUGAACGUGGUUGGCUUUGUUGACCCCGCUCAAGUUAGUGCUAACUCUGGAUCAUUAACUCAAAGAUCACGUUUAUUAGCCAAUCAACUUCAAAAGACAGAUGGGGAACAAAUUUUCUUUAUGCCUUACAAUCCAGGCCGUCAUUGGGUCUUGGUCAUUGUGAGACCAAAGAGGGAGACUGUGUAUUUUCUGGAUCCACUACCCGGAAAUCGAGUGGUUGAUGACGAGUGCAAAAACAUAGUGAACACUGCUAUCAAGAUGUAUAAUUCACACAUAGGCAAACAAGGCCGUAAAGCACCUAUUUGGAAAACUCUACAAGGCACACCAAAGCAGCCCAUCAGUGUAGAGUGUGGCUAUUAUGUCAUGCACUUUAUGAGCUAUAGGCAGAUCCUUCUUUGGAGUUUGAGAAGAAGUUUGAAAAUGGCAAAGAUCAAGCACCAUACCCCCAAGAAGCCAUUGAAGAAGUGA
Molecule: messenger RNA, 738 nt
Organism: Prunus armeniaca (apricot)
Lineage: Eukaryota; Viridiplantae; Streptophyta; Magnoliopsida; Rosales; Rosaceae
Source: the annotation of a GenBank genome assembly